AUGGGUGAAUCUGAAGAAUCCUUGAAAGAUUCCGCGAAAUAUGGCUACACAGUCAAAAUCUCUAACAUCCCCUCUCAAAUCGACGAAUCGUCACUACAAAGGGUAAUGGCCCAUUUUGGAACUGUUAAAUCAUGUAAAUUGGCCCUGGGAGAGAGGACAACGGACCCGGCGACAGCAUGGGUAACAUAUACAAACUCCUCUGAGGUGGAAUCCGCCCUGAAGGCAGACGGAAAGCUGGAGUGCGGAGGAUGCAAGUUAAAAAUAGCCAGGUGGCACGAAGAAGUGCCAGCGGAAUCGCAGCAGCUGAAGCGCAAGUUGACUGAAAGCUCCACGUGCCAGGAGGCCUGCUGGUUCUGCCUGUCAAACGACCAGUGCGAGACGCACAUGAUCUCCUAUGUGUCGAAACACAGUUACGUGGCGCUGGCGAAGGGAGCACUCUGCGAAAUGCACAGCCUGGUGGUGCCAAUAUACCACUACCCGAGCCUGGGAUCGGCACCCCUGGACGUCCAAAUGGACGUGAAGAGCGUGAUGGACGCGCUCUUCGACCUGGCGCUGCAGAAGGGCAUGGGAGCGAUUGCCUUCGAACGGUUCGUGCCGAUGACGAUGAAGGUGGCAAUGCACACGCAGCUCCAGGUGGUCGCAGUGCCCAUGCACACCGCACUCAAAUGUUUCAAAUUCGUAGACAAGUCGGACUUGUUCAGGGACGCAACGAGAAUAACGUUCGAAUCGGAAGAUCCCGGAUUCCACGGAUUAACCACACGCGUUAACAAUAAUACUCAGUACUUAUAUCUGCAGGCCGUGGGCAAAUCUCUAGAUUCGGAUGGUAGGCUGAGCUACUCGAGGUGCCUGUGGGUGUUCAACAGACCAAAUUCGCCUAAGAUUCCGACACAUUUCGGACGGGAAAUUGCAAUUUCAGUGCUAUCGCAUGAGGACUUGGAUAAAAUAGACAGCCUCAAGAGAAUUGUUGCCGAAACGGGGGUGAGACCAGAGGUGGCGGCAGUAGACUGGCACAACUGCCAAACAACACGGGAAGGGGAGAGUGUGUGCGCAAAAAAUAUGAGCAGGCUCAUCCUAAGCUUAAAAUAA
Molecule: messenger RNA, 1086 nt
Organism: Theileria orientalis strain Shintoku
Lineage: Eukaryota; Apicomplexa; Aconoidasida; Piroplasmida; Theileriidae
Exons: 4
Coding region: 1-1086 (361 amino acids)
Biological process (GO): mRNA splicing, via spliceosome
Cellular component (GO): post-mRNA release spliceosomal complex
Molecular function (GO): RNA binding; RNA lariat debranching enzyme activator activity
Source: RefSeq, a predicted model, not a curated record